This is a messenger RNA of Anopheles moucheti, 2878 nucleotides long. It is a transcript of the gene Tpr2, whose product is annotated as dnaJ homolog subfamily C member 7. Gene Ontology annotation, molecular function: protein binding. The transcript has 4 exons. The record is from RefSeq and is a predicted model, not a curated record. NCBI's taxonomy places the organism in Eukaryota, Metazoa, Arthropoda, Insecta, Diptera, Culicidae. The coding region runs from base 100 to 1692 and encodes 530 amino acids.
UGGCCGUGUUUUUCGAGGAUUAACAGUGUAAUCGGUGUAGCACAGGAAGUGGGAAAAACACCCAAAACCCUUGGAAGCAGUGCUCAUUUUCAGUCCAAUAUGUCCGAUACGGUUAUCGAUCUGGUUAACGAUUCCGAAACGGAGGAUGUGGUAAUGAUCGAGGAUCAGCCGGAAACCAGCGUACCGAAGGUGGAGCGGGAAUCGAUGGAUACCAAUGAGCCGGAAGUUGCGGAAGAUCAGGACUCUGAUGAUGUAGAAUUUGUGCCUGUGAAUAUCCAAAUGCUGGCGGAGGAAAAGAAGAAUUCCGGAAACGAUGAAUACAAAUCGAAACGGUAUGAAGUUGCCCUCCGGCUUUAUUCGGAAGCGAUACACCUCAGCCCAGAAACGGUCGCUUACUAUGGCAACCGAUCCGCCUGUUACAUGAUGCUCGGGGACUAUCGGUCGGCGCUGAACGAUGUAAAAACGGCUAUCAGCAUCGAUGAAAAGUACGAAAAGGGAUACAUCCGGAUGGCUAAAUGUUCUCUGAUGCUCGGCGACGUGAUCGGAACGGAGCAAGCAAUCCGUAAGUUCUUAACUCUGGACCCAUCGAACACGGCGCUAAGGGAAGAGAUUGCUAGCCUGAAACAGCUGCGCGAUUUGAACGAGAAAGCGGCAAACUGUUACGAUAGGAAGGACUAUCGCACCUGUCUGUAUCAUUGCGAUAAUGCGAUCAAGAUUGCGCCCGGAAGCUUACAGAACAAGCUGCUGAAAGCAGAAUGCUUGGCCAUGCUGGAACGCUUCGAAGAGGCCUGCAACAUAGCGAUCACGAUCAUGCAAUCGCACAGCACCAAUGCAGAUGCGAUUUACGUGCGUGGGUUGACGCUCUACUACAGUGACAAUCUGGAGAAAGGAUUGUUACAUUUCGAGCGUGCACUGAUGCUCGAUCCGGAUCACAAAAAGGCGAAAGCAAUGCGCCAGAAGGCGAAACAGCUGAAGGAAAAGAAAGAAUCGGGUAAUGAGCUGUUUAAGACUGGCAAGUACCGGGAAGCGCUCGCAACCUACACAGCAGCUCUAGAACUAGAUCCGCAGAACAAGGACAUCAACAGCAAGCUGUACUAUAACCGCGCCCUGGUAAACUCGAAGCUCGGCAAUCUGAGGGAAGCCAUAACCGAUUGCUCCAGCGCACUGACGCUGAACGAGAAGUAUAUGAAAGCGCUGCUGCAACGCGCAAAACUAUACUAUAACAUGGAGAAUUUCGAGGAAGCGGUAAAGGAUUAUGAAAAGGCAUUAAAACACGAUCGUACGCAGGAUGUGAAAAAUCUGCUAAGGGAUGCCAAGUUCCAGCUUAAGAAAUCGAAGCGCAAGGAUUAUUACAAGAUACUGGGCGUUACGAAGCAAGCGACGGAGGAUGAAAUUAAAAAGGCAUACCGUAAACGGGCCUUGGUACACCAUCCCGAUCGUCACGCAAACUCGACGGACGAGGAAAAGAAGGAACAGGAGCGCAAGUUUAAAGAGCUGGGCGAAGCGUACACGGUGCUGUCCGACCCGAUGAAGAAAUCCCGCUACGACACUGGUCAAGAUCUGGAAGAGAUGAACCAUAGCUCUGACAUUGAUCCCCAGCAGAUCUAUAGACAAUUCUUCUUCCCGGGUGCAGAUUACGGGUUCGGCGGCGGCGGUGGCAAUAGCUCAAACUUUUCGUUCCAUUUCGGUUAAAAUGAUGUUUUUGGGUUUUGGCACCUGGUAUAGUAGUGCAGCAACAGAUGUUAAAUGUGUAAGUGCGUAUAUUAUAACCGAAGCAAAACGUAACCCCGUACAUAAUACCGUCUGCCGAUCUGUUCCCUCACUCCAUUCUCCGUCCGUCAAGGAAUACGGAAUUUGCACAGGAAAACAAAAAAGAUUCAUUUGUAGGCGCUCUACGCAGCAUUUGUCAUUAACACUUCCUUGCCCAUUGAAAACUUUAGUAACACAUUAAAAAGAAAGUGAACGUCUGAUAGCUUGAUAACGAGAACUUUGCAAUCGAAACAUAUUUUUUCGUAUCUUAUAUAUGUCAGUUUUAUUCAACAGAGAGUUGUUUUUGUAACUCGCUUUUGAUACCGAAACACCUCACGCAUUGAACCGAUUGUAAUUGAUGGCGUUUUAUUUUCUUGUUCCUUACAUAAAACGCAGAACAAAAAUUGUUAUAAUUUUGAAGUGAUGUUUUGGUAGGUAGAAAAUAUAAUUAUUUGUAGUUCAAAAUUUUGUACAUUUCCUUGCGCCAUCUUUUUAUUGUGAAUUUGUCAUGAAUUAUGCAUUACAUAAUUUUCCUUUUGCAUUCCCUAUGCGGAAUUGGUUAACUUUGGGAGUGCCAUGAUUCUUGUUUGGAAUUUUGGCGUGGAAAAGUGAAAAAAUUGUGCUAGAGGAUUUUCAUCUUUGUGGUACUACAACUUUGAAGCUGGUGAUCUAUUAGGGCUGUCUUCCUUGCCUUUUUAUAGGUCCAUAGUGCUGGACAGUCAGUUCUACGGUACGAGCCGAAUACGUUUUGGUAUCACCGUGUGAGAACCGGACCACCAUUUUAAGAAUGAUAAAAAGCCACUAAAAAUCCUUCAUGUAAUUUGUCUAUUUAUAACGGAUUUGUUUUUGUACGUUUGAAAGCUUGGUUUUGUACAUAAUAGUUUAUGCUGGUACGACAAACAAUUAGAAUCUUAUUCAUCCGUCUCUCCUCUGCAUGUGACUUAGGCAGGACCGUAACGUAAACAUAUAUUGUAAUCCAAUUCUGAAAGCAACACUUGCAUACAGAUACUACAAUUUGCAGAAGAAAUUAAUCGAGUUAAAAUGGUGUACCGGGCAAUUGGGUGAUGUUAAGAAUAAAAAAGGACAAAAUGCACCUAUUGCAACCGUACAAAAAACUGGAUGUGUAUAC